Messenger RNA from Entamoeba invadens IP1, 936 nucleotides. RefSeq names its product serine/threonine protein phosphatase 4 catalytic subunit, putative. The transcript has 4 exons. Gene Ontology annotation, molecular function: protein serine/threonine phosphatase activity. Gene Ontology annotation, cellular component: nucleus; cytoplasm. Bases 1 to 936 code for a protein of 311 amino acids. Lineage: Eukaryota; Evosea; Mastigamoebida; Endamoebidae. Gene Ontology annotation, biological process: peptidyl-serine dephosphorylation; double-strand break repair via homologous recombination. The record is from RefSeq and is a predicted model, not a curated record.
AUGAGUUCUGUGGACGAGUGUUUGGAGAUGUUGUGGCAAGGCGAAUAUUUAAAAGAAAAUGUUUUUCGUGAUGUGAUUUAUCCAAAAGCCAAAGAAAUUCUAUCUCAAACCGAAAAUGUGUUGUCAAUAGCCCUUCCAAUCACCAUUGCUGGCGAUUUACAUGGCCAAUUUCCCGACGUUUUAGAGCUUUUCAGGGUCGGAGGGCGUACGCCUGAAACGAACUACAUAUUUAUGGGUGAUUUUGUAGAUCGUGGAGUCAAUGGGAUCGAAGUCUUUCAGUUGUUGUUGACUUUGAAGGUGAAAUAUCCCAAACGCAUCAACUUACUUCGAGGCAAUCACGAGACUCGUCAAAUUUCCCAGACGUAUGGCUUCUAUGAUGAGUGUAUGAAAAAGUAUGGCAAUUCCGAGAUGUGGAAAAUGUGUUGUGAACUUUUUGAUUUCUUGGCAUUGUCAGCAGUCAUAGACAAUCACAUUCUAUGUGUCCACGGCGGGUUAUCUCCAGACAUUAAGACCAUCGACGACAUAAGGAAACUGGAACGAGUUCGUGAGGUCCCACAUGAUGGAGCGAUGAGUGACUUGUUAUGGUCUGACCCCGACAAUGAUACAGAGAAGUGGCAACCCUCCGUCCGAGGUGCCGGGUACUUAUUUGGGAAAGAAGCGGUCGAUGAGUUUGUCCGCGUGAAUGACCUGCAGUUUGUUGCAAGAGCUCAUCAAAUAGUGAUGGAAGGGUUUGAAUGGAAAUUUGAUGAAAAAGUGUGUACGGUGUGGUCUGCGCCGAACUAUUGUUAUAGAUGUGGGAAUAGAGCGUCAGUGAUGGAGUUGGAUGAUAUAGGAAAUCGCAGUUUCUUGUUAUUUGAUGCGGCGCCAGAGAAUGAAAGAACUAAAGAGUCGCAUCAGGAGUCAUACAAAACGUUUUUAACGAUGGACCAUUACUGA